Prunus armeniaca (apricot) is the source of this 804-nucleotide messenger RNA. NCBI's taxonomy places the organism in Eukaryota, Viridiplantae, Streptophyta, Magnoliopsida, Rosales, Rosaceae. The record is from the annotation of a GenBank genome assembly.
AUGCAUCAGGAAGCACAUAAACUGGUGAGGAAGUGUGACAAAUGCCAACGAUUCGGCAACAUACCCCAUAUCCCUGCCAAACUAUUGACGCCGAUCAUAAGCCCAUGGAUGUUCGCCCAAUGGGGACUUGACUUAAUUGGUCCAAUACCACAAGGGAAAGGCCAGGUCCAGUAUGCUGUUGUUGUCGUAGAUUACUUCACCAAAUGGGUUGAAGCUGAAGCUCUAGCAACUAUUACAGCAGUCAAGAUAGAAGAUUUUGUCUGGACUCACAUUUACUGCCAAUUUGGUAUUCCCUACGCUAUUAUCACUGAUAAUGGCAGGCAGUUUGAUUCAGAACUCUUCAAGCAGUUCUAUACUCGCCUCAAAAUCAAUCUAUUUUUCGCUUCGCCAGCUCACCCCCAAUUAAAUGGCCAACUUGACAAUGCCAAGGGAUCUUGGUCAGAGAAGCUUCCUGAAGCAUUAUGGGCUAGGCGGACAUCCUUCCGAACGUCAACUAGGGAAACCCCUUUUUCCUUCGCCUUUGGUUCGGAAGUCGUUGAACCCGUCGAGAUCAGCGAACCCUCUUACCGAACGGAAAUCUUUGAACCUAAGGUGAACGAGGAGGCCCUUGCAUUAAACCUUGACUUGAUUGAAGAGCGCCGAGUACAAGCCAACCUUCGAAAUGAAGCUUACAAGCAGCGUGUCUCUCGGUACUAUGAUUCAAGGAUCAGACCCCGUUGCUUCCGGAUCGAGAACUGGCUCAUGAGAAAGGUCUCUUUGGCAUCGAAAAAUCCCACGGAAGGAACCCUCGGACCUACCUGGUAA